Messenger RNA from Ophidiomyces ophidiicola, 1320 nucleotides. RefSeq lists its product as uncharacterized. Bases 1 to 1320 code for a protein of 439 amino acids. The transcript has 5 exons. Lineage: Eukaryota; Fungi; Ascomycota; Eurotiomycetes; Onygenales; Onygenaceae. Gene Ontology annotation, molecular function: S-adenosylmethionine-dependent methyltransferase activity. The record is from RefSeq and is a predicted model, not a curated record.
AUGAUUCCCCCACGCCUAUGGUUCCACAUUGGAGUAAUCACCGCAGCCGUUGUGCUGGCGAUGGUGAUGCCGGGCAGGAAGUGGCUGCUAUCGUCUGCUACCGAGCAGGUACAUGUGUCAAAAUUUACAACAGAGGCCAAUUCAACUCCUUCUACCCUAAGUAGCCGCCACCAGGAUGCAAAGCAGCAUCUACUUCACCAGCUACAGCGGCCGGAAGGCGAAUUUAGUCAAUACCAUCCUCGAUACCGACUGCUAGCUGCUCUUCAUGGGUUUUAUCGGUACCGCACAAUCGCUCUGAACGAUUUGAACACCAUCAAAGAUAGAUACAACAGCAUAUCUAAAGAACAGCAAGGGUUGAUUGAGAAUUCUAUAAAAUACAACGAAAAGAUUCGGCGGACGGAGCAACUCAUCGAUGAAAAUGACAAAGUCGCUCAGAAAAUUGUUGACUAUGGCCUUGAGUAUUACAACAUCAAUUUCUCCGAGCUUCAGAGUUUCAUCAACGAUGUCGAAUCUGGAGGCCAUUCUGCAGAACGCGUUAGUGUCUUGCAGGCGCUGAAGCAUUAUGUUCGAGACUGGGCGCCGGAAGGCGAACAUGAACGGAUCAGUUCCUUUCCUCAGAUACUGGGCACCCUCGAAAUGCUGUAUCCGGAACGGAAUGCUUCAAACCCCCUUCAAGUCCUGGUCCCGGGCUCUGGCCUUGGACGACUAGCUCACGAUAUAGCUGGUCUAAACGGCUUUGAAGUGAUUGCCAAUGAAUGGUCCACAUUUAUGAAUCUUGCCUACCGCUACGUUACGUCUCCUAAGGCGGCAGUCGCCAAUUCUUCUACAGUUUACCCCUAUAUCGAUUGGUGGUCUCACCAGCCGACAACAGAAGAGUUGUUUCGGCCGGUUACAUUUCCGGCCGUGUCAAUAGACCCCUCUUCCGUCGUUCUCGUGGAAGGUGAUUUCACCAGGGAGUUCGAGAAACCUUGCGAUAAUGGCAAGUUUGAUGUCAUAGUUACCUUAUUUUUCAUUGACACAGCCCGGAAUAUUCUCACCUAUAUUGAGACCAUUCACCGUUUGUUGAAGCCAGGUGGAAUAUGGAUCAACCUCGGACCAUUUCUCUAUGGAUCUGCACCCUACCUCCAGCUGUCCUUAGAUGAGACCAUCAGCGUCGCUGAAGCAGCCGGUUUUGAGUUUAAGGACACAGACUCGCAGUAUGGAGAGCUGAGCCUUCCCAACAAGAAAGCCCGUCAAAUGGAAGCGCCGUACGGAUUUAACAACAAUACAUUGUCCAAAAAUGCAUAUCGGGCGCAAUUCUGGGUGGCUUCUCGUCGGUAA